Carcharodon carcharias (great white shark) is the source of this 2310-nucleotide messenger RNA. It is a transcript of the gene gnav1, whose product is annotated as guanine nucleotide binding protein (G protein) alpha v1. Gene Ontology annotation, biological process: adenylate cyclase-modulating G protein-coupled receptor signaling pathway; Rho protein signal transduction. The record is from RefSeq and is a predicted model, not a curated record. Bases 293 to 1378 code for a protein of 361 amino acids. The transcript has 9 exons. Lineage: Eukaryota; Metazoa; Chordata; Chondrichthyes; Lamniformes; Lamnidae. Gene Ontology annotation, cellular component: heterotrimeric G-protein complex. Gene Ontology annotation, molecular function: G protein-coupled receptor binding; G-protein beta/gamma-subunit complex binding; GTPase activity.
UCAUUUCCUCUUCAAUUUGCCAGGAAUUUUCUCUCUCUCUCUCUCUCUCUGGUGUAACUAUAGUGCCGGCGCUUUAAACUUGUGGAAGAGGAAAGUUUGUUUUGGGAGUUGAGCAAAAGGCGGACACGUGCAAGUCAGAGGGGGGGAGUGGCACUGGCUCAGGGAGGAGGAGGGGGUGAGGGGAGCAGUGAUCUACCUCGGCUUGGCUUCCCCUUCAUUCUGAUCCCCAACUCCUCUUCCUCUCUCUCUCACACACUCACACCUUCCACUCUGGAAGAAAUGUUCGGCGGAGAUGGGACUGUGCCUGGGAUCCGAGAGCAUUGCCGAGGAAGGACAGGCCCGGCUCCGCAGUGAGAAGAUUGACCGUGCCCUGUAUGAAUGUGCCAAACAGGAGCUGAAUGUGGUGAAGAUCCUGCUGUUAGGUGCAGCAGAGAGUGGAAAAAGCACGCUGGUAAAACAGAUGAAGAUUAUUCACAGUCAUGGUUUCACUGAAGAAGAGCUUAUAAGUUUCAAGCCUGCAGUUCUGGAUAAUCUGCUCAGUUCGAUGAAGUUUGUGCUCCAAGGGAUGGGAGUCCUGCGGAUUAAUCUAACCAACCCCAAGAAUACCAUCCACGCUCAGACAGUCCUGUCCUGCGGCCGCUGUUUUGAUGAGGAUUAUGCACUCUUCCCGUUCAUGGCUCAUGCACUCUGCUGCCUGUGGGUGGACCAGGGAGUGAAACUGGCAGCAUCACGGGGCUACGAGUUUGAGUUGAACGACUCUGCACAUUAUUUUUUUCUAAACAUGAGUCGAAUUACUGCACCUGAAUACAAACCCACACAGAUGGAUUUACUGAGAGUUCGGCUACGGACAACAGGUGUCAUUGAGACUCAGUUCAAAAUAAAUAAUCUGAUAAUCCGGCUGUAUGAUGUGGGAGGCCAACGUACAGAGCGGCGGAAGUGGAUUGGCUGCUUUGAGGAUAUGAGGGCAGUGUUAUUUGUGGCUGCGCUGAGUGGCUACGACAUGAACCUGCUGGAGGAGCCUUCAGUGAAUCGUUUGCAGGAGAGUUUGCGGCUUUUUUCCUCCAUCUGCAAUAACAUAUUCUUCAGGAAUACCUCCAUGAUCUUAUUUCUGAACAAAAUUGAUCUGUUCCAAGAAAAGAUUUUGCACUCGGGGAGGCAUCUCAGACUGUAUUUUGCACAGUUUAGAGGUGCCGAUUGUGAUGUGGAUUCUGCCGCCCGCUACAUUGCCAAUCAGUUCCUGUCACUUAACCGGAGCCCGGCAAAGUUGAUCUACCACCAUUUCACGACUGCCACUGACACUUCCAACAUCCAAGUCGUCUUUCAGGUUGUCAUGGACACCAUUAUAAAAGAGAACCUGCAAGCUGUUUCACUGCUUUAAUCCUUGGGAGAGUUGUCGAGUAGAGUGGAGUGGGGGGGAUGGGGGAGGAGUGCGGUUGGUGAAGUGGGGAGAAACUGUUCACCCACAAAGGUGGUGAGUGCCAGUUGGUGUGGCUUGGGAUUUCAGUACAGGCACCAGUGGAACAUACAGAACCUCACACCCUCCAACUAACCGUCCUACAACCUACUGAUUUGUCACGCUGUUUGAUGCAGAUGUUGAGAUGUCUCAUCCUUGGCAACCCCCUUUGUAUUGAUGGUGAGACUCCAACAUUUCAGUGUUUUAAUAUCAUACCUGCCUGCCAGGGGGAUGAAGGUAAGUUGUAUGAAGGAUAUUUAAAGCUCCACAUCCCUGCCAUACAAGAGGGCACUGUGGAUUAAAUAAUUCUAGAGCAGUCUUGGCAAAAUGAACACAAAAGGCAAGGUCUCUGUCGGCCCAGACAUCUUCCCCCUCGGGCAAACCUCUGGUUCCUGUUUCCACAGCCAGGAUUGGAGCAGCGGUGGGGGUUGUUUGGAGGAUGUUCCCAGUGAAGCUUCAUAAAAUAAGGCAUGGGGGCAAAAUGGAAUCUUCCGCUGUGUCUGUCUGGUCCAAACCUCUCACGCGCGGGCACUUUCUGUGGUGAUGCAUUGUUCUGAAUCAGUAGCGCAAGCCAGCGUGAACAAUUGCAGUCCUGGACGCCUGGAGCCGUGAAUUCUCAUUGAUCCUGACAUGAACUACAGUCAUCUGUCAGUGAUACAGAGCUUUCAAUCUCUUCACCCAUCAAUGUCCCAGUUUUUUGCUGCCUGCAGACCCAUUUUUUUUAAAAGAGAGUUUCAAUUUGUUUAAAGAUUUAUUGAAGUGCUGUGUUUCAGUGUAAUCUGCUGUAUUGUUAAUAUUGAAUGGCAAUUGUUGCACUGAUAUAUGUUCAGAAUAAAGUACAUUUAAUUGUCCUUAAA